AUGCGCAAGACGAUGAGCGGGUAUGGCUACAUUGGCGGACGAAGCAGCGGGCUGGCGAGCGGGUACGGUAGCGGAUACGGAGGCGUGUAUGCAGCGCGGUCGGGGUCGAUGUACGGGCUGGUUCCGCCGCAGCCGCGACCACUGGUAGAUGAAGAGGCUGCGGGCGAGUUAGCGACGCUCCGCAGCGAGCUGGCUGCUCAGGUGAGUGAAAUCCAGGGCGAGAUCAGCGAGGCGCAGCGCAUGUGGAUCGAAGCGUAUCGCAAGAUUGGGGCGGCACAUCACUUUGCACGGCUGGCAGCGUUUGGUGGCGACUACGCCCGUGUUCGCGACCAUCUCGACGAGGCACGGCGGCUGGCAGGAACUCAUGCCGAGGCCGGGCGCGCGGCUGCGGCAGCGCAUUUUCGCCUUCGCCGGGCCUACGUCGCGCAUGCCCGGCAGCUGCAGCUCGUUUGGCAGCGGAUCGUGGUCGUGCGGAUGUAG
Molecule: messenger RNA, 480 nt
Organism: Thecamonas trahens ATCC 50062
Lineage: Eukaryota; Apusomonadida; Apusomonadidae
Exons: 2
Coding region: 1-480 (159 amino acids)
Source: RefSeq, a predicted model, not a curated record